Messenger RNA from Macadamia integrifolia, 768 nucleotides. RefSeq lists its product as uncharacterized. The record is from RefSeq and is a predicted model, not a curated record. The coding region runs from base 1 to 768 and encodes 255 amino acids. The transcript has a single exon. NCBI's taxonomy places the organism in Eukaryota, Viridiplantae, Streptophyta, Magnoliopsida, Proteales, Proteaceae.
AUGGCUGGAAAACCCUUGUCACAUGAAAUCAACAACCUUGAGAGAUUGAAUGGGUCGAACUAUGAAACUUGGAAUAUGAAAAUCACACAUGUGUUGAUAUAUGAGAAGAUGGACCAUGUUCUGGAACCAAGACCUGUGAUUGGGGAUGAUGCUACCCUCGCAGAGAUUAAAGCUGCGGAAAAAUGGGCUGAAGAUGACAAAAGAGCCCGAAGCAUGAUCCUCUUGAAGAUGGAAGACCAUCUGAUGAAAGUGUUUAAUAAACACACAACUACCAAAUCUGUAAUGGAAGCUGUAAGGGUCAAGUAUGAUGUGAAAACUGAAACCCACACUCAGCUACUGACUCACAAAUAUAAUAGUUGUAGAAUGACUGAGGGUGAGGAUGUUGUGGAUCAUGUCAACAAAAUGUUGGUUUUGACUCAAGACUUGGCUGAUGCUGGAUCAGAAGUGUCAAAUAACUACCAAGUAUCCACCAUCAUUAACAGUUUGCCCCCUUCUUGGGCAAUGGCACAAACCGCACUGAGAUUCCUGGGGGACAAUCUCACUAUUGAUAAACUUCCCCAACAACUACAAUACUAUCAGCAAUGCAUGAUGACAAAGUCCAUGGGUGAAUUACAUAUAACCCAGUCUAACCCAACUCCGCCAGAGUUUGACCAAGUGGAAACAUUGGCACAUCAGCACCGAUUUCGUCCCAAUGCCAACCAAUUCCGCCCCAACAAUAAUCAGAAUAAGUUCAAAGGGAAAGGAAAAAUGAAGUCUAGGAAUUUUUAA